UUUUACUCUUCGACGCACACACAUAUCCUCUUCUUCUUCCCUAGUGUUUACGGCUACCCCUAGUACAUAUAUAUUGUUUGAAUCCGCGGGAAUUAGCCAGUCUAGAGAAGAAAGAAAAAAAAAAAAAAAGAAUACAAUACUAUCCGGUCGAACGAAAUAUGAUUUGCCUCUUCGCCUAAAACAUUUCCGACCGCUUGUACUCGGGAAGCUCGGCCCGUUUGCCGUGUUUGAAUCCCCUAACGCUACACUACCGCUUUCUCUCCUCGUCUAUCAUUCUUGCCCCUGACGGGCUUAGACAAGUAUCACUGUCUUUGUGCGGGGAAAUUUCAAGUAACUUCUCGCCCUCGCCGAGACCUUCCGUGAUCAUGGUGGCCGGUAUCAGCAAACGUCAGCAGUUCCGCAAUGAGCGGGCACUGCAAGACCUAAUUCGGUCGGUUCCUGGCAAUGACCGAUGCGCCGAUUGCCAAGCAAUGAAUCCAGGAUGGGCCAGUUGGAAUAUGGGUAUUUUCCUGUGCAUGCGGUGCGCCGCGCUGCACCGCAAAAUGGGCACUCAUAUCUCAAAGGUCAAAUCCUUGAGUAUGGAUAGCUGGACGACGGAACAAGUCGAUAACAUGAAAUCGCACGGGAACAACCUUAUGAACAAGAUUUUUAACCCUCGGAACGUGAAGCCCCCUGUUCCUGCUGAUGUCGACGAGUCCGAUGCAUGCAUGGAACGGUUUAUUCGUCAGAAGUACCAGUACCGGACCUUAGAAGAAGGCAAACCGAAACCUCCUAGUCGUCAAGAUACUCGCGAUGAUCGUUCUCCAGAAGGCUCUCCUCCUCCGCUUCCCCCAAAGCCUGCCCGGCCCCAUGGGUUCGGUUUGCGAUCGGCCUCGUCUACGACCAGCCUCCAUCGACUGUCCAACCGGCAAGCCAUGCCUCCCCGCUCUGAAACCUAUGAAUCACCCAGAGCAGUCUCACAGGGCAUGGGGGCUUCUGUUGGCAGUAGCAAUGCAUCCCACGAGACUCAGAUGGCCACCUUGCGGAGUAUGGGCUUUACCAAUGAGUAUCGAAACUCUGCCGUUUUGAAGGGCUUGGACGGUAAUCUCGACAAAUCAAUCGAGACUCUGGUCAGACUGGGGGAGGGUCCCCCAUCAUUGCAGGGCAGAACGCCUGUUCAUACAACCACGGCCAAUGAUACUGCUAGACAGCAAGCCUCCAGCAAUCCCUUUGAUCAGUUGGAUUCCAAGCCCGCUCAGCCUGCUGGGCAGUCAUACAACCCUUUCGAUGUUCCUACUCCGCAACCAGCUGCACAGACGCUCGAGGCGUCGUUCCAACACCUUCAGGUCUCGCAACCGUUAUUCCCACACUCAACCGGGGGAUAUCCCAACCAACAGCCAUCUUUCCCUCAGCCUCUUUACCAACAGCCGAUGACCCCCCCUGUGAUGCCAACAAUCUCCCAGGGUGCCGUCGUGCAGUCACCGCAGCCUGUUGAUGGUGGUCACAACCCGUUCUUCCAAUCCGGCAGCUUCACUGCAGCACCCAACCAAACCCCCGGUGUCGCUCAGCCGCAGACAAAUCCUUUUUUCACCCAACCCCCUUCGCAACUCAACUCGAUGCAACCCCCAAGUCAGGCUCCGGCCGGAUAUCCUCAUCCACCUCGACAUGCCAACACCAUGCCAGCUAUAUCAUCCACCUCCCCGUUCGGUACCGCGUCGCCGUUCCAGCAGCAGCAACAACAGCAACAAAUCCAACCUCCCCAACUCCAAGUCCAACCGCCCCAAUUCCAGGCUCAACCACCCCAGCAUAUGCAAGCAUCCCACAAUCCAUUCCAACCCAUGACAGCGCCCCCAACCCCGCAAAGUGCGGGGUACCAGGUGCAAUCACAGCUUGGCCUACAGGCGCCCGCGCAGCAGCUAGCCCCGCAGCUGACCGGCCGCAUGGACAAGAACAGCAUUCUGUCGUUGUACGGCCUUUCUCCACCAGCAUCGGCAACGUCAGAGCAUUCUCAACCCACAGGAGCGACUCCCGGCCCGGGAACAGCACCGGCACCGGCCCCUGGCUAUGCCACUACUACGCAACCACAGCAACCCACGGACCUCCAUUCCGCAGGCACCCGGAACCCCUUCCUCACCACUCAAGCAGCAGCUGCCGGACUUCCCCAACAGCAACAGCAACAAGCAUACCUCCAACAACCCCAACCCCAACUCCAACCCCAAUACAGCACCUUCGCCAUGCCCAUGAAAUCCAACACCAUGCCGCCCGCGGCACCAAGCGCCUUCCCAAGACCGCAGGGCCACAUGAGCCAGCAAAGCGUCGAUAUCAACGCCUUCCAAAACGGCCGACACAGCCCCGAUGCAUUCGCCAGUUUGAGUGCGCGGUAUGGUUGAUUUGAUUAGUACAUACAUACCUUCAUAUCUACAUAUAUCUACCCAUACAUAUUUUAUAUCCAUGCAUAUCGCCACCACGUACAGUUAUGUAUAGAUAUGUAUGCACAUGGAAAAAGCUUUCGGUACAUAUUCCAGUCUGUGUCUUGUAUCUACAGACCGCUUGAACUUGGAUCCAUAUAUUUAUUUGUUUCUUUGGCGUGCUUUAAUUGUAUUAGUACAUUUAUUUGUGCAUCUCUGGCGUUGAGGGAGAUCGGAUGGGAAGUUGAGAGUUAACUAUCAUUGGGCUUUCCAGUCUUAUGAAGGCUUGGUAUAUAGAUAGAUAGAUAUAUAGGAUCGUUCUAGUCUCUAUGGCAAUCUACAUAUAAAGCUGAACUGGCUAA
Molecule: messenger RNA, 2749 nt
Organism: Aspergillus pseudonomiae
Lineage: Eukaryota; Fungi; Ascomycota; Eurotiomycetes; Eurotiales; Aspergillaceae
Product: putative GTPase activating protein for Arf
Exons: 4
Coding region: 366-2369 (667 amino acids)
Biological process (GO): intra-Golgi vesicle-mediated transport; endoplasmic reticulum to Golgi vesicle-mediated transport; endocytosis
Cellular component (GO): Golgi apparatus
Molecular function (GO): GTPase activator activity; protein binding
Source: RefSeq, a predicted model, not a curated record